AGCGGAGGGCGGAGCUGCGCGGGUACUUAGGAGUGCAACGGGGAGGCCAGGAGCGGCUCGGUUCGGCUUGGUGGCUGCAGGCCCAGGCUGUUGCGCUGCACUCGGUGAGUGCAGGAUCCAGCUUCCAGGAUGUGGUGGUCCUUGAUCCUUCUCUCUUGCCUGCUGGCACUGACCAAUGCCCAUGACAAGCCUUCCUUCCACCCACUGUCGGAUGACCUGAUUAACUAUAUCAACAAACAGAAUACAACAUGGCAGGCUGGACGCAACUUCUACAAUGUUGACACAAGCUAUCUGAAGAAGCUGUGUGGCACUGUCCUGGGUGGACCCAAGCUGCCGGGAAGGGUUGCGUUCGGUGAGGACAUAGAUCUACCUGAAACCUUUGAUGCACGGGAACAAUGGUCCAACUGCCCGACCACUAGACAGAUUAGAGACCAGGGCUCCUGCGGCUCUUGUUGGGCAUUUGGGGCAGCAGAAGCCAUUUCUGACCGAAUCUGCAUUCACACCAAUGGCCGCGUCAAUGUGGAGGUGUCAGCAGAGGACCUGCUUACCUGCUGUGGUUUCCAGUGUGGGGAUGGCUGUAAUGGUGGCUAUCCCUCUGGAGCAUGGAGCUUCUGGACGAAAAAGGGCCUGGUUUCAGGUGGAGUCUACAAUUCUCAUGUAGGCUGCUUACCAUACACCAUCCCUCCCUGUGAGCACCAUGUCAAUGGCUCCCGUCCCCCGUGCACUGGAGAAGGAGAUACUCCCAGGUGCAACAAGAACUGUGAAGCUGGCUACUCCCCAUCCUACAAAGAGGAUAAGCACUUUGGGUAUACUUCCUACAGUGUGUCUAACAAUGUGAAGGAGAUCAUGGCAGAAAUCUACAAAAAUGGCCCAGUAGAGGGUGCCUUCACGGUGUUUGCUGACUUCUUGACGUACAAGUCAGGAGUAUAUAAGCAUGAAGCCGGUGACAUGAUGGGUGGCCACGCCAUCCGCAUCCUGGGCUGGGGAGUAGAGAAUGGAGUUCCCUACUGGCUGGCAGCCAACUCUUGGAACCUUGACUGGGGUGAUAAUGGCUUCUUUAAAAUCCUCCGAGGAGAGAACCACUGUGGAAUUGAAUCAGAAAUUGUGGCUGGAAUCCCACGCACUGACCAGUACUGGGGAAGAUUCUGAUCUGUUUUGACUUCAUUGUCUAGUCCUUGGGGACUUUUUCCAAAAUUUAGCGACCCUGACAGGGAAUGAGAUAGACAGGAGAGUCUUUGAGUUCACCUAACACGCAUGAAGCUUUUGGCAAGAUUUGGACGACUGACCAGAGCUGCCUGCCAUCAGAGCUACCCUCCAAGCACUGUCCUUACCUGGCCCUUCUAGCCCAUCCCACGACAGUGAUCACAGCCUGCCUCCUAGCCUCUCCCUAGACGAGUGUGGUUUGUAGUGCCUGCUGCUGUGGCUCUGCCUGCCAUCCCUCCUGCCCCUACCCCAGCAUCCGCAGACCCAAGGGCUUUGGCUGCAGGAUUUCCAAAAGAAUGGACACCAACUUCAUGCUGAGGGGACAGAUGCCACCCGUCAGCUGCAUCUUGAAGCUAGUCACUUCUGGGUCUAUGGCAGGCAUUGAUGGCCCAAUGCAAUUCUCUGAAGCAAGCUACCUUUUCCCGAGGCAUCUGCAUCCAUCGACAUUGGUAAUGUGGCCAGCUCUCCUUGGUCCUGUCCUCAGCCGAUGCUUAUUCAAUAUGAUUUUAUGCUUUGUGUACCUCAACUGAGUAUGAAAAGAGCUGUACUGGUUUUAUAGAUCACCCCCAAUUGUAUGGCUUAAAACAAGCUACAUGGUCAUGGUUUGCUGGGUGACCGACAGAUAACCACAAUGAAACUAGUCUGGGAAAAACCUGCUUUUUGUUGUAGUUACCACUUAACCCUGUAAUUUAACAAGGAAUGACUGUGCCAAUAAACCAACUCUCCCUCUGCUUGAUAUUGGCAGGGUGAACGGU
This is a messenger RNA of Mus pahari (shrew mouse), 1958 nucleotides long. It is a transcript of the gene Ctsb, whose product is annotated as cathepsin B. Gene Ontology annotation, molecular function: cysteine-type endopeptidase activity. Bases 130 to 1149 code for a protein of 339 amino acids. The transcript is spliced from 10 exons. NCBI's taxonomy places the organism in Eukaryota, Metazoa, Chordata, Mammalia, Rodentia, Muridae. Gene Ontology annotation, cellular component: lysosome. The record is from RefSeq and is a predicted model, not a curated record. Gene Ontology annotation, biological process: regulation of catalytic activity.